Lasiodiplodia theobromae is the source of this 702-nucleotide messenger RNA. Its product is annotated as 60s ribosomal subunit biogenesis protein nop16. The coding region runs from base 1 to 702 and encodes 233 amino acids. NCBI's taxonomy places the organism in Eukaryota, Fungi, Ascomycota, Dothideomycetes, Botryosphaeriales, Botryosphaeriaceae. Gene Ontology annotation, cellular component: nucleolus. The transcript has 2 exons. The record is from RefSeq and is a predicted model, not a curated record. Gene Ontology annotation, biological process: ribosomal large subunit biogenesis.
AUGGGUCGCGAACUGCAGAAGCGGAAAAACCGCUCGUCCAUCGCCAAGGUCACCAAGAAGCCCAAGUCGAAGAAGAGAAUCCUGAACAACCCCAUUAUCGCCGCCAACUGGAAUAAGCAUGAAACCCUCACGCAAAACUACCGUCGCCUCGGUCUCAGCACCAAGCUCAACGGCGUGACCGGCGGCGUCGAGAAAACGGCCAAGUCCCUCGCGACGCCCAACAACGUCGCCGCGCCGCUCGCCGUGAACCCCCAGACCGGCAUGACGGUCGCGAAGCCCGUCGAAGCGCGCAUCGAGCGCGACCCGGAGACGGGCGAGGUGCGCCUCGUCGACGACGGCAGCCGCCCGAACCCGCUGAACGACCCGCUCAACGAGCUCGAAGACGACGACGAGACCGCCGGCGCCGAGUGGCAGGGCAUCACCGAGCACAACGCCCCGGCCGUCGAUCCCACGACCGCUGGCAAGAGCGACAAUGCCGUCAUCCGCCAGCUGGAGGAGCUCGCUUCUUCGACCGGCAAGCGCAAGGCGCCGCGCAAGCAGUCGGAGCGUGAGGUCGAGUGGAUCGAGCGGCUGGUGAACAAGUACGGAGACGACUAUGGGAAGAUGAGCAGGGACAUGAAGCUUAAUCCGAUGCAGCAGACGGCUGCGGACAUUAAGAGGAGGGUUGAGAAGUGGCGGAAGUCGCAGCAAGAGGAAAACUAG